AUGGUGUCGAUCGAGCCAAAUCAAGCGGCAAUCCCUGGCCCUCUUGUGAAUCUUUCGGGCAUCCAAGCAGACCUCUCCAACAACUACCUGUCGGGUGCUGUGCGCCGUCCUGACUGCCGCCGACACACCAUAGUUGCCAAUUGCUUCACAAAAAGAAAGGCCUGUGGGGACCUGCAGCGGCCACCAGCGCAGUGUCUGGCUUUCUGUGGAAUCUCGCCAACCACUGCUGCCUGUGGUGGCCGUGGCGUGUGCUACCCAGACGGGCCCAGUUUGGUGCCAACGUGCCUGUGUGGUGCGGGAUCGGUGCAAUUUGGAGCAAUCAGCUGUGUUUCAGGAGUCCUCCCAAGGAGCAUUCUCCCGCCUUUCACUGUGCUCACCAAGGGGGCGCAGCAGGAGACGGUGGGGAAGUUUGGAGAAAAGCCAGUCACCCUCUUCAUGUACCCGCCUGGUGUGACGUUGGGAUGUGGCUUAGAGUUGGCAUUCAGUGCCAACUUCACCUUCGCUCUCUUGCACCACUCUGGUAGCGCCACCGGGCCCAGCGGCUUUGCGUUUGUGAUUGCCGCAACGGCCAAGGCAGGGAAACCUGGUGGUGUGGGGUAUAGCGGGGUGGGAGCUCGGAGCAUAGCCGUUACAUUCGACAUCGAAGAGAGCCACCAGCACGUGGGGCUGAGCUUUAAAGGCAGAGAGGAAUCGUUGGUGGCAAAGGUAUCACCAUUCAUGUUCACGGAUGGCAAUGCGUACACGGCAUGGGUGGACUAUGAGCCUGGGGAUCCCGGCACCAUUCGAGUGUUCCUGGGGAGCUCAAACGUGAAGCCAGAGGAUCCGCUGCUGCAGAGGAGGGUGUCGCUGUGUGAGGUGCUGCAGCCGGGAGUGAAGCAGCCGGCUUUCUCGUUUGGGUUUACGGCGUCCACCACUGUGAAGCCCUUCCAGCUGCACGGCAUUCUGUUCUCCACUGUGCAAACAGGCAAGGUUAUCUCGGGCAGUCCCUUUUCGCGCUAUGUGAGUGCGGACUUCAAGCUGUCGGCCACCAGAGCGGACUCGUGGAGCAUUCGUGAUUUCCACACGUGGGACUCCGUGCCCUUCCUCAACUGGCCUGUCAAGAACCAAAACGACUGCAAUGCGUGCUGGGCGUAUGCGGUGGUAGCGAGUGUGGAGGCUGCAUACGGCAUUGCAAAGCAGCAGAGCGCACCCUGGCUGGCAGUGGAGGGUCUCUUCGCCCUCAUGGGGCUCUCCGACUCCGACAAGUGCUCCGCUGGCGGCUCCCCCACCCAGGCCUUUGAGACGCUCACAGCUCUCAAUGCCACCAGUGGGCUCACAGGGGAUAGUGACCCGGCAACAAAGUACCCGGUGCAGGCGUUUGAGCGUGCACAGGUCAAAGGACAUGUGGGUGGGGUGGGGCUCAUGCUGGCCGCAACAAAGUACCCGGUGCAGGCGUUUGAGCGAGCGCAGUUCAAGGGGUAUGUGGGGCUCAUGCUGGCAGUGCAGCGGCAGCCAGUGGUGGUUCACAUCGAGGCAUCUCCAACCUUCAUGCUCUAUGAUGGGACAUUCAAGUACCAGGAUCCUGGUUGCUACACGGGCAACCUCAACCACGUUGUACUCGUUAUUGGCUACUUCAUCACAAGAAACGAUGGCAGCCAGAACCGCAUUGCUCCUCCGUUUUGGAUCAUCUGCAACUCGUGGGGAGAGGAGUGGGGCAAGAGAGGGCACAUGCGCAUGGACAUUCAGGGACGGGAUGGCGUGUGUGGCAUUAACGUGCUGCCUGGCAUCUACCCCAUUGUUAAGAUUCCAGGCGACCCCUGCGGCCAGAGCAGCUACAAGGGUGAUGGGGAUUCGCAGCCGAGCAUGAACCCGUGUGGUCGCUUCCAGUGCCAGGGGACGACAGAGACCACCAACAACUGCUCCUGCAAUAUUCCGACCGCUCCUGUGCAGCCCUUUGUGGAGGCUGAGAAUGGAUACGGCUCCAACACAUGUGCUUAUGGUGAGUUCUGCGGCAGGAGGACAGGUGAGUAG
Molecule: messenger RNA, 2010 nt
Organism: Closterium sp. Naga37s-1
Lineage: Eukaryota; Viridiplantae; Streptophyta; Zygnematophyceae; Desmidiales; Closteriaceae
Source: the annotation of a GenBank genome assembly